AGCCUGCUUUGGCAGGGGGGUUGGACUCGAUGAUCUCUAGAGGUCCCUUCCAACCCCUACAAUUCUGUGAUUCUGUGAUGAAGCUGCAGGUCCAGUUCUCUUCCUUUCAAGUUCUUUCUCCCAUUUUUGUCCAAUUCUUUGUCCUUUUAAGUUUCUUAUUCCAAUUUUUUUGUCCAAUUCUUUUCCUUUUUACUUUCUUAAUACAAUUAUUUUCUCUAUUUUUUGUCUAAUCCUUUGUCCGAUUUGUGUACAUUUUGUGUCCAUUUUUUGUCUUUUUGUCCCUGCCCUACAUAAUUACCUCACCUGGUGCCUAUGCCAAUUUUACUGUGGUCAGAAUGCCCUAGUCUCAAGUUUACUCUGUUCGGAAGCUUUCUUUGUGAAAGGCAACUUUUCCUAUGCUACAUACAGAAAUACUGACAAUUUACGCUGCAAAAACACAACCUACCUCUCACACCUGGAAUCUAUUACUCAGGGACGCUGUAGGGGACGCUGCACAGGUUGGCAGUAUUGUGUGGAGCUUGGGGGCAGACGCUUCCUUCUGUUCUGAGCAGAUACGAGGGCCCAGCCCCCUUCCUCUCGUGGGCUGUCUAGGUCUCUGACCUGCAGCUGAGCAGCUGGAUUGGCUCCUCCCACUCGCGGGGACUUAGGAUGAGGCUGUUUGUCUGCGGUGGAAGUAGGCUCACACCUCCCCCUACCUGUCUCCCUCAGAGAUUCCCAAGAGCUCCUCAGGCUGCUGAUUUCUUGCAGCAGCCUGGCCAUCUGCUCCAGCAGCUCCUUGAGCAGGGUACACCGGCAACCAGGUUCUUUUAACUUAACUAGCUCGUAGGUAUGGUGAGAUGUUUCCUUUAUUGCCAUCUAAAUGGAAAUCACAAUGAGACGGGUGGCUUGCUGCUGUUCUUCUCCAGUGCCAGAGAAGUCCACGUAGCCCAGCACUGUGGGAGGCGGUUCCUCCCAACACCGCUUCAAUCCACUUUGCCCAGCCUCCAUUUUGUGCUGGGGCCAGAAGGCCGCACUGCCCCACAGCGCAGAAGGCCACUGCCCCACCCUCCAUGAUGUGCAGGGGGCACAGGGUCUCACUGCCCCAUAGCGUUCAAGGCCACUGCCCCGCCCUCCAUUAUGAGCUGGGCCAGAAGGCCCCACUGUCCAAUAGCACUGAAGGUCACUGCCCCGCCCUCCAUUAUGAGCUGGGCCAGCACACAGCACAGAAGGUGCUGGCGCAGCACCCCCAAGGCAUUCACUGUCUGCACACCCUUGCGACAGGGACGAGAGGCAGUGGGCGCUACGGGGUCAGGGGCAUCUGUCCUUGCAGAUCCCACGAGUGAGAGUGAUUGUUGGUGGCCUUUGGCUACAGCUUUUGGAAGCCGAAGGUCUAUUCAGAUUCCCAUGGCCGUGCUGCGAGGCAUUGCGGGACGGGGACAAGCCAAGUGCAGCCGGCCCUCUCCCCGCCGGGGCCCGGCACAGCCCCCAGCCUGCGCUGCGCAGCAGGAGGAGAACAGCUGGGAGCUGGAGGUGCUGCAGGCCCAGCUGGAGGGCGAGCGGCUCCACUGCCAGGAGCUGCAGCGCCGCUGGGCUGCCGAGAGAUGUGAACUGCAGAAGGCGGCAGAGCGGGAGCGGCAGCUGCUGACCGACCAACUGCGCUGUGCCUGGGAGAAGCAGCAGGCCCAGGAAGAGCAGCAGCUGAAGGAGUGGGAGCAGCGGCAGCGGGCGACGGGGACCCGGCAGCUGCUGCUCUGGAAGGAGGCCGAGCUGCGCGCGACAAAGGAGCUGCUGCAGCGUGAUUGCGAUGCAGCCCUGCGCCAGGCUCGGGAGCUGCAGCAGCAGCUGGCCAAGGUGCUGAGGAACCCCCCCAGCAGCGAGGCGGCCCAUGCCCAGCUGCAGGACGUCCUCAGCAAGCUGCGCUGGGAGACGGAUGGUGAGCAGCCCGCCUGCAUCCGCCACCUCCAGCGUCAGCUGGAGCUGGAGAGGAGGCUCUUCACCUAUUACAUCGUGGGGAGCUGGGCAGACGUGCUCCGUAACGCAAUGUCCUGCUCCCAGGAAAAAGAGGGAGCUCUGCACCGCCACCGUGCAGAGCAGGGCUCCAGUCGACCUUGCCAUGAAGGACGCUCACGUCCAGGUGCCAGAGACAGCCAAGGAAGACCUGGGGCUCCCGGGCAGCCGGCCCUCUCCCCGCCGGGGCCCGGCACAGCCCCCCACCUGCCCUGCGCAGCGGGAGGAGAAGAGGCAGGAGCUGAAGGCACUGCAGGCCCAGCUGGAGGGCGAGCGGCUCCGCUCCCAGGAGCUGCAGCGCCGCUGCGCUGCUGAGAGACGUGAGCGGCAGGAGGCGGCAGAGCGGGAGCGGCAGCUGCUGGCCGACAAACUGCGCUCCAAGUGGGAGCGGGUGCGGGUGUCAAAGCUGCAGCGCCUGCGG
Molecule: messenger RNA, 2407 nt
Organism: Coturnix japonica (Japanese quail)
Lineage: Eukaryota; Metazoa; Chordata; Aves; Galliformes; Phasianidae
Source: RefSeq, a predicted model, not a curated record